Gossypium arboreum is the source of this 4980-nucleotide messenger RNA. Its product is annotated as probable disease resistance protein At4g27220. The record is from RefSeq and is a predicted model, not a curated record. The coding region runs from base 675 to 4499 and encodes 1274 amino acids. NCBI's taxonomy places the organism in Eukaryota, Viridiplantae, Streptophyta, Magnoliopsida, Malvales, Malvaceae. The transcript is spliced from 10 exons. Gene Ontology annotation, molecular function: ADP binding.
AAUUUAAAUAAAAAAAGUAGGGUCUUUAUUUGUGAAUAACAAAUGACGAAGAAAAACAUUUGAAAGUUAAACCAACGACUUCCCAUUCUUCUUCCUCAUCCAAAGUGUUUUUUGCUUCCAAGUUCUCAAACCUGUGUUUCUCAUCAUUUCCACUCUUUGCUUUUUGCUUUCAAAUUCUCAAACCUGUGUUUCUGAUCAUUUCCACUGUUUGUUUUUUGCUUUCAAAUUCUCAAAUCUGUGUUUCUGAUCAUUUCCUUUUUUGCUUCCAUAUUCUCAAAUCUGUGUGUGUGGUCAUUUCCUUUUUUGCUUCCAUAUUCUGAAAUCUGUCUGUGAUCAUCACCAAAAAGAAAAAAAAAAACUGUGUCUGUGAUAAUUUCCACUAUUUGUUUUUCAGUUUUCACAUUUUCUUGUAUUGUCCCAAUUCAGGGGAAAAAAAGAAAAAAAAAAAACCCUGCAAACUUUCUUUUAUUUCUGAAAACUUUCUUCAUACCUUGAUUUCCACUUGGCAAAAGAAACAGCGCAGAGGAUAGUUGAGUGAAGCUACUUAUUUCUCUCAACCUCUAUUUACUUUCUGGUAUCACGGUCAGAAAGACAGAUAAUUUCUACCUCCUUCAAUAAUAAUAUCUUUGGUUUACAACAAUAUUUACAGCUUCUUAUUUGACAUAUCAACAAAAAUGGUCGAAUAUGUUGCCCCUGCUGCUGUCAAAAUUGUGGCAGACUCGGCAAAGGAAUACGCAUCACCCUAUUUCGGUUACUUUUUCUCUUAUGAAAAGAUUGUUGAAGAUUUCACGAAUCAACGAAACGCACUUGAAUUGAGGAAACAGAGGGUGGACACUGAUGUCGACGAGGCUAAAAGGCAAAAUAAGAUCAUCUAUGAUGACGUUGACAACUGGCUUAAAAGGGCUGAGAAAGAACUGAUAGAAACCCAGAACUUGAAAGAUGAAAUAGAUCGCGUCAAGUGUUUCAAAUGGUGUCCUAAAUGGGGCUGGCGAUAUUCCUUAAGUAAGAAACUGGCAGAGGAGAUUCCCAAUAUCUCUAAACUUUUAGAGACUUCUAACUUUGCACAGGUGGGCUAUCGUCGUCCUCUUCAAGGAAUAGAGUUCAUCACAUCCACGGAUUUCAUGGACUCUGAAUCUUCAAAGUCAGCUUUGAACCAGAUCAUGGAGGCUAUAAAUGCUAAGGGUGUCAACAUGAUCGGACUGCACGGAAUGCCAGGAGUUGGUAAAACAACUUUAGCCCAAGAAGUCGGGAAGCAUGCUCGAGAACAAAAGCUCUUUGAUAAAGUUGUGAUUUUUACCAUGUCCCAAAAUCCAGACAUCAACAAAAUUCAACGUAAAGUUGCAGCGAUGUUUGAUUUAAAAUUUCGAACAGAUAUCGAAGACACAAGAGCAGAAGAGCUGUGGGUGAGAUUGAAAGCUGAGAAGGACAUCCUCAUAAUUGUCGACGACCUCUGGGAAGAAUUCAAAUUGGAGAGGAUCGGAAUUCCAUUCGGUGACAAACACAAGGGUUGUAAAAUUUUUCUGACUACACGUCAUCAACAAGUCUGCACUAAAAUGAACUGUCAGAAGGAAGUUCAACUUGGCAUCUUAUCCGAAGACGAAGCAUGGGUUUUAUUUCGAGAUCAAGCUGGUUUAGAAGAUGACUGUUCCAUCUUGAAUGAGGUAGCCAAAGAGGUUGCUGGUGAAUGUAAGGGAUUGCCUCUUGCAAUUGUUACCGUGGCAAAAGCUCUAAAAGGUGGGAGUUUAGAUGAGUGGAGAGACGCAAAUCAGAGAUUCAAGGACUCAACGCAUUUGUAUGAUGAAGAAGUCUUCGGGGGUGUCCUCGAACCUCUUAAGCUUAGCUACGAUUAUUUGAAGAAAGGCAAUAACCAAAUGACGGGAAAUGACAUCCAAAUGUGUUUCUUAUUGUGUUCCCUUUUUCCUGAAGACUUUGAAGUCUUUAUUGAGGAGUUGAUUAUGUACGGAAUUGGAUUAGGAUUGUUCCCUAAUGUUUACUCGAUUGAAGAUAAAAGGAAGAAAAUUGUUGGAGCACUAAAAAAACUCAAAAAAUCUGGCUUGUUAUUGGAAACUGAUGAUGGAGAAACGAUAAGAAUGCAUGAUGUGGUUCGAGAUUUUGCUCGUUGGCUAACAUCAACUGGAGAAAAUAGGUUUAUGGUAAAAGAUAAGUUGAAAGAAUGGCCUGAUAUGGAUGAAAGUUCAGAAUGUUAUACUGCAAUCGCUUUAUUUCAUUGUAGUAGUAACAUACAAAAUUUUCCUGAAAAAGUGAAUAUUUCAAAGCUCAAGACUUCGUUUCUUUAUGGGGUGGAGGAGGGGAAUGAUUUAGCAGUGGUUUCCAGUACAUUUUUUGAAGAAAUGAAAGCCCUCCAAGUUCUAUAUCUACAUAAUAUCAGUUUCUCACCGAAAGGAUUCCAUUCCUUACCAAAUCUUAAAACUUUGUUUUGUCUUAAUUGCAAGUGGGAACACUUGUCAUCAUCACUAACAAAUAUGAGAAGCCUUGAGAUUCUUUCAUUGUUUGGCACUAAGAUUGAUGAGAUAAGUGAAGGAUUAGUGAAAUUGUCUACUCUGAAGUAUUUACGUCUUUCUAGCCGCCGUAUUGAAGAGAGAGCGGUGGAGGAAGAGGAAGAAGAAAUGAUUUUCCCCCCCAAGUUGGUAUCAAGGUUGACUUCACUGCAAGAGUUACAUGUGCCAAACAAAAACAAUAUCAACUUGUUGGAGCUGAAUUCAUUGUCUCGUUUAACUGCACUAUCACUGGAACUUUCUACCACACAAUUUUCUCAAAAAGAUUUUGUGUUCCCUAAACUACAAAGGUACAUUAUAUUUGUAAAUGGCUAUAUGAGCAUUCUGAAGGUGCCAAACAAUAGAAAAUUGAGAAUUGAAAACUUCUCAUCUUCAUUGAGUGCAUUUAACAAUUUAUUUUGCAAUGUGGAAAAGUUGAAGUUGAGGAUGGUUAGUGGACUGAAGAACAUUGUGCCAAGCAUAGGUAAAAAGGUACUAAAUGAGUUGACUUCUCUGAAGCUUGAUUCUUGCAACGAUAUGGAAUUUUUAAUUGAUAUAACAAGAGAUCAAGGGUCAACUGUUGCAUUCUCUAAUUUGGUGGAAUUAACUAUAAGAUGGAUGGUUUCUCUGAAAGGGUUGUGCUAUGGUCCUUCUCCAUCCCAUCGUGCAAUUGCAAGCUUCACAAGACUAACGGUUGUGACAAUUGGAUAUUGCCCUAAACUGAAAACAAUCUUCUCACCUUGCGUUGCUCAGAGUAUGUUGUGUAUAGAAGAACUCUACAUAAAAUGUUGCCAUGGACUACAGCAAGUAAUUGGUUUUGCCCAAGAAGAAGAAAUUACUAAGAAUGACUCUCGUCUUUAUUGCUGCCCCAAAUUGAGAAUUCUUAAGAUAGAAUAUUGCAGUAGUUUAAAAUAUGUUUGUGCAAACACUUCGACUCAAGGGCUUCAAUCAUUGGAAUUUGUCGAUAUAAGUGAUUGUCCUCAACUUAUGCAAAUCUUCAAGAUGAAACAAAAUGAGAAUGGGCAAGAUGUUGUGUUUCCUCAGAACCAUUGCUGGCCAAAAUUGAAAACUUUUUGGAUACAUGAUUGCCAACUAUUUUCAUGCUUCAUUGUACAAGCUCCGCUCUUGGAGAGCUUGAUUCUUAGUAACGUGGGAAUCAUAUGGAAAAUUGAUAUGCCUGUAUUGAGUGAAGAUUGUAUAGUAGUUGGGAAUCAUGAAAAGGUAUUUCAAGUUCAAGGUGAGUACUCAUUCUCAAGGAUAAAAGGAUUGUACUUGUGGAAUUUAUUUGAAGUGCGGAUUAUAUGGAACGAUUUUGCUCAAGUUGUAACCCUUGAAAACCUUACAACUUUAGAGCUGAGAGAUUGCAAAAAGUUAAGAUAUAUAUUUUCAUCUAUGAUGGCUCGUAGUUUAUCACAUUUGAUGAAUCUUUCCAUCGAGGGUUGUGAAGAAAUAGAACAACUCAUUUUAGCCAAUGAUCAAAUUUCUUCUUCAUCAUCAUCAAAUGCUAGCCUUCAACCUAUCAACUUUCCAAAUUUGACAAAGAUCACUGUUACAAAUUGUGGAAAUUUGAAAAGUCUCUUUCCUUUUGGAUUUGUUCCUAUUCUUCCAAAACUUGAAUGUCUCAAAAUUAAAAGGAAUUCUAAAUUGAAACAAGUAUUCGAAUUAGAACAUGAACGGAAAGGGGUAGCUGAAGAGGAUAUGAAAUUUGAUAAAUUACGAAAGUUAUCACUUAAAGAACUACCGAGUCUCAUUCACUUCUGCCCCAAAGGAUAUCAUUUUGUAUUGUCAGCAUUGGAAGAUUUGAAAGUAAGAGAUUGUCCUAAGUUGACUACUAGCUUCUCUAUUGAUUCACAGGAAUUUGUGCAUUGUGAAACAAAGACAUCCCAAUUGGUUGAGGAAGAUGCGAUUAAAGAAUCUGUCACUGUUUCAAAUGCAAUUUUCAAUGAGGAUACUUAUUGGAGUCGUCAGGGGUUCAAUGAGAGUCAACUACCACACAUUACAUGAAAGAAUGGAUGAUUUUAGAGCAACUUUCAAAGCCAUGUUACAAAAAUCAAUAGAGGACCAUAUAUAUCCAUAUCCAAAUGGACAUGAAUGCAAAAUGGAAAAUGAAGAUUCAAAGUAUCAUAAGUUCAAUAUAUCAACUAAAUGCAGGUGCGUUUAUAAUUGUGCUUCUAACUGGUAUGAAAACUUGCUUUAAUGGAGUUGUGAAGCAAAAUAAUAUAUCGUCUCUUACUUCAAACUAAUAACUGAGCUAGUUAUAGUUAUGUUGUAGCUUUUAUUGUAUGCUUUUGCGUGCGAGUGAAAAUUCCAUUGCAUCAUGUAUUUAUUUGUGUGUUAAACCAUAACCAAAACUGGAUAGAUUUUAUUUUGUGAGGUUUCCAAAUGUGUUUGAUAGAUUUUAUUUUGUGAAGUUUCCAAAUGUGAUUUUGUUGAAAUAUUGAAAGUUUGUUAGUUUCAACUUAAUAAUAAAUUAUUUUGUUCCCGA